GAUGGCUUUGAAACACUGGUCAGGGAAGAGUGAAGGGCAGUAGCCAGCAAUAACAGCCAACCCUUAGCCAGUGCUACGGACAGAGAACUGGUGGAGCCUUUCUUGGCUUCGCAGAACUUCAGCACCUUGGACAGCUCCAGAACACCAGGUCCCUGAGGAACGCUACCCAGCAAGAGGCACAGAAAUGGAAAGCAGACACAAGCCCCAGCUCCUGGUGUCCCUGAUACUUUGCAGUGUGCUCUUCUCGCAAACAUUGGCAUGGCCACUUUACGGAGCCCCAGGAACUCUAAGAAUACAACCGGAAGGAGCAAAUGAACCUGAUCAGGUUUCAUUAAAAUCAGAUACUGACAUCCUGCAAAAUGUGUUAGCUGAAAAUGACACACCCUAUUAUGAUGUAUCUAGAAAUGCCAGACAUGCUGAUGGAGUUUUCACCAGUGACUUUAGCAGACUCUUGGGUCAACUUUCUGCCAAAAAAUACCUUGAGUCCCUUAUUGGAAAACGAGUUAGCAAUAACAUCUCAGAAGAUCCUGUACCAAUCAAACGUCACUCAGACGCAGUCUUCACUGACAACUACACCCGCCUUAGAAAACAAAUGGCUGUAAAGAAGUACUUGAACUCAAUUCUGAAUGGGAAAAGGAGCAUUGAGGGCGAACCUCUCGAUUUUCCUGACGAGUUAGAGAAAUGAUGAAAGUGCUCUUUGCCGCAAAGUUGAUGACAACUUCCCAAUGAAUUCUUGGAGGAAAAUGAUAGACAAAGUAAUCACAUUUUGAGUUCUACAUGAGUAAUUCAAGAAAACAAAUUCAAUGUCAAACCAAAUAAAUUAUAUUGUGUUGUGAAUGUCAUGAUUUGUUUUAUUCUAAUGUAAUAACUGUGAUGUUUACAUUGUAAAUAUUAUUUCAGAAUUUAAAAAUUUGUCUUAGCUCACAAGAGCUUGUAAUUUCAUAUGCUCUAUAUUCUUUCUAACAAAAAUAUAUUUAGUGAUAAGUAGCUAUUAGGGUAAUUAGAACUACAUGAGGCUUUUGGGAUGGGUAGCAAUAGAACAAAAUCAAUGUGUUUAUUUAUAGAGUAUACUUAACUACUCAGAAGAGUAGAUCAGAUAAUUAGUGUGUCUAAAUUUGAAUGUUAAGCAGAUUGAAUGCUAUGUUAAAUAAAUCUCAAAAUAUCUAAGAGGAUUCCAGCAACAAAGAUAUACUCCUAAAAAGGUUUUCAGGAAACUUUAUGCAGUUCCACAUUUCUAGUGGGAUUAAAAUCUCUCACAUUUGGAUCAGUAUUUGCUAGAGGGUUUCUUUUGACCUAAUGAUUCGACUAAAGAGAAUGAUGCCUGUUUCUGGUGUUGAACCUUCACACUUGUGUAGUAUGUGUAAACUGUGAACUGAAUGGAACACUUGUUUUUCAGUAAUAAAUUUUUUUUCAUAGUCACCCAAAAUACUGCUUUGGUCAUAUCAGCUUCAUUCAGUGAAAGUACUUUUGGAGACACAACUAUUUUUCCAAAGUGAUUGUAAGAAAUUAAAUACAGAAAAUAAAGA
Messenger RNA from Oryctolagus cuniculus (rabbit), 1526 nucleotides. RefSeq names its product vasoactive intestinal peptide (gene VIP). The record is from RefSeq and is a predicted model, not a curated record. Gene Ontology annotation, cellular component: extracellular region; neuron projection. Gene Ontology annotation, biological process: regulation of protein localization; epinephrine secretion; adenylate cyclase-activating G protein-coupled receptor signaling pathway. NCBI's taxonomy places the organism in Eukaryota, Metazoa, Chordata, Mammalia, Lagomorpha, Leporidae. Gene Ontology annotation, molecular function: neuropeptide hormone activity; peptide hormone receptor binding.